Molecule: messenger RNA, 2572 nt
Organism: Cynara cardunculus var. scolymus (artichoke)
Lineage: Eukaryota; Viridiplantae; Streptophyta; Magnoliopsida; Asterales; Asteraceae
Product: nitrate regulatory gene2 protein
Exons: 5
Coding region: 402-2453 (683 amino acids)
Source: RefSeq, a predicted model, not a curated record
AAGCCACCAUCACCCACCUUCAUAAAACCCUGAUUUCGAAUCUUUCUCAAAAGUUGAUCGAUUCCCAGAUAUUCAUCUACUUUUCUGCUGCCAGCCUCGUCCUCUUUUUCUUCCAUAACCCAAAUCAUUUUGCUAAUCUGAGUGAUUUCUUUCUGUUUUUCUUGAACACCCCAACUCGUUUUGCAUAUGCAUUAGGGUUCUUUGUGUUCUUCUCUGUUAAUAAUUGGUGAUUGGAGAAGAAAUAGAACAUAAUCCACAUUUGUGUCGGUUUUGCCCAUUUGGGAUCCGGGUUCAAGCCAUAACAAUGGUGAUGAAAUCGGUUGGUUUCACUGAUUAGGUUACCGUUUCCUCUUUUUGAGUUAGGAUUCAUCUCUGUUUUUGCUCUUCAUUUCACACUGAAAAUGGGGGUUUCGAAUUCAAAAGCAGAGACCUGUGAAGCUUUGCGAUUAUGCAAAGAAAGGAAAAAAUUCAUCAAACAAGCCAUUGAUUCAAGGUACAAUUUAGCAGCAGCACAUGUUGUUUAUGUUCAAUCCCUUCGAAACAUAGGAAUCGCCCUACGUAAAUUCGCAGAGGCUGAAUUUCCCUUAGAAUCGUCUUCAAAAACCCCAUUACCAUCUCCACCGCAAAUCGGCUGCAAUGGCGCCACCGGUGGUGACGGCGGUGGCCAAUCGGGUUGCCCAUCGCCAAAUGUGAGGUUAAGUUACAUGAAAUCCGGUGGGGAUGCUGUCGUCACUGUUAACCUUAAUCCAUCCAAGAUUAGUAAUAAUAAUAAAGUUUACGUAGAUGAUGUUGAAUCUUUGUCAUUCACAAUGUCACCACCGCCACCACCGCCACCGCCGUCUUGGGACUACUUCCAUCCCAGAGAUGGAAGCUUUAGGUUUAUGGGCCAUGAUGGAUUUCAAGUUAACUUCAAUGAUACAAAUGAGAACGAACAGUUCACUGAAACAGACGCCGAUUUGGGAGGAUUCGUAACACCUCCUGAAUCGGUGAAAAAGGAUCGAAUUCGAAACGAUCAAGACGGGCAUCGGGAUGGUGAUUUGGUUGCCACCGGUUCGGCAACGAUCGGUAGUGAAUUGAAUGGAACCAAUUUGAUUAGCAAAAACGCUGGAAUGGAAGAAUCUGAGUUGAAGAACGGUUGUUUAACGGAGGAAGAAACAGAGGAUCCUUCGGAGUUUAUCGCUCAUAGAGCUAAAGAUUUUCUUUCGAGCAUUAAAGAGAUCGAGAAUUACUUUUUUAGAGCAUCGAAAUCGGGCAAUGAAGUGUCGAAAAUGCUCGAGGCAAAUAAAAUCCAAAUAAGCUAUGCCGAAGCGAGAGGUAGCUCGAUGGCAUCAUCUUUGUCGCUACUAACUUGUUUUAGACGAGAAACCGCGCUCUUUUUGCAAGAACCUCCGCAUAGUCCGAAAGUCAUUACAUGGAAACGGUCAACAUCUUCACAUUCAUCUUCAUCGAACCCUCCGGGCACACCAGCAAACGAUGAUAACGAGAAUAAUUUCGUGGAAGAAUUUUGCAUGAUUGCCGGAAGGCAUUCUUCAACUCUCGAUAGAUUGUAUGCUUGGGAAAGGAAGCUCUAUGACGAAGUGAAGGCGAGCGAGUCUAUUAGGAAGGAGUAUGACCAAACGUGUGACCAACUUAGACACCAAUUCGCAAAGGAUCUUAAACCUCACGUGAUGGAUAAAACUCGAGCCGUGGCAAAAGAUUUGCAUUCACGUAUGAGGGUUGCUUUGCAUACGGUCGAUACCAUAUCGAAACGGAUCGAGAAAAUGAGGGACGAUGAGUUACAACCGCAACUCGUAGAACUCAUUCAAGGAUUAAUCAGGAUGUGGAAGUCGAUGCUCGAGUGCCACCAUGCUCAAUAUAUAAUCAGCUCAUUAGCGUACUGUUCCAAGAUUUCAAAAACCGGAACUCAUCAUGACGAAUCCAAAAACCAGAUUACUGUCGAUCUGCAGCACGAGAUCGAAUGUUUCGGAUCAAGUUUUGCGGAUUUGGUAAAUUCGCAUUCUUCAUACAUUGAAUCAAUCAACGGUUGGCUGCAUAACUGCAUCAUUCAACCAAAGGAACGUGUGAAAAACCGGCGAGCGUUUUCUCCCCGACGAGCAGUGGCCCCGCCCAUUUUCGUGAUCUGUCGUGAUUGGUCAACCGGGUUCCGGAAUCUUCCGUCUCAAAAACUCAGUGAUGCCAUUAAGGACUUGUUAGCUCACAUUCGCCGGCUUUCGUUGGAAGAAUUGGAGCACAAACGGAUUUCGUCUAUUGAGAACAGAGAGGAGACGAAGAAUGGUGAUGUUAGAACUUCGAGUUUGAGCACGAUUCAUUCGGGUUUGACCAAGGUUCUUGAUCGUUUGACCAAUUUCUCGGAAGCUUCAUUGAAGAUGUAUGAAGAUAUGAAGCAAAACACCGAGACUUUCGGAAAUGUGUAUUCGAGUUAUCGAGCACCGCCGAGAGCUUAUAGCAUAUGAAUAUGUGUCGGUUUUUAUUGUUGUUUUACUUACGAUAUGAACUAACGUUUCGAGAUAAAUGAGCUCGAGCUCAGAUAGCUCGUUAAUUUGCUCGAAUCGUUAAUGUUGUUCGUUCUGCU